Impatiens glandulifera is the source of this 900-nucleotide messenger RNA. RefSeq lists its product as uncharacterized. Bases 118 to 705 code for a protein of 195 amino acids. NCBI's taxonomy places the organism in Eukaryota, Viridiplantae, Streptophyta, Magnoliopsida, Ericales, Balsaminaceae. The record is from RefSeq and is a predicted model, not a curated record. The transcript has 2 exons.
AUGGGUCCACAUAAGUGAGCAUAGACUUGCCGGAUGGAUAGAUAUACAGAUAUCUAAGCUAGUACUCCUCCUCCAUCUUCUUCUUCAUCAUCUUCUUCAAAUCUUGACAGUAAAGAAAUGGAAAUGGAAAAGGAAUGGAAUAACGAGGCAAAAGCCCUUUCAAAUCUGCCAUCUUUAUCAUCAUUCUCAUCACUCCCACUGAUUUCCCAAUCUCCAGACAACUCAGGAACGCGAACGCCGCCGAUCAACACCACCGCAUCUGUUCCUUUCCGAUGGGAACAAGAACCAGGAAAACCCCAUCCAUGCACAGCCCUAAUCACAUUUCCAAUCACAACCCAUAACAAAUACCUACAAUUACAGCUUCCUCCAAGACUACUUCAGUUGCCGGCGCCGGCAGACUCCAAAUUGACUUCUCCGACGACUGUAUUGGACCAAGGACCUUAUAUGGUGGAGCAGGGUUCAUUUGGGAGAGCUCAGUUGGGAGAUAUGGUGUUGAUUAAGAACAGGGGAGGAGGAAAGGGAAAAACAGGGUUUUUUAGGUCUUGGCGAAUGGGUAAGAAGAAGAGUAACAAUGGAGAAAAGUUUGAUAAUGAUGAUGAUGAUGAUGAUAAUGAGAUUAUUAAGAUGAGGAGAAAUGGAAGCUUGAUUUCCCAUAACAAGGCGAAUCUUUUCUUGCGAUUCUUUGUGAGGAAAUCAAGCAAGUGAUUCCAUUGAAGGUUGAAGAAGAAUUCAAUAUGAAUUUUUAAUUAUGUGUUUCUAAUUUUGAUCAAAUCUCUUCAACUUCUUUUCUCUAUUUGUAAAAUCAACAAACUCUCUUUUUUUGUGUAGCUUAUAACUACUUAGUUUGUUCUGCAUUUUUCAAUAGUAAUAUUUUGUUUAGCAAUGUUUGAUGUGUAGUCA